Messenger RNA from Syngnathus acus (greater pipefish), 1988 nucleotides. Its product is annotated as zinc finger and BTB domain-containing protein 5-like. Bases 123 to 1826 code for a protein of 567 amino acids. Lineage: Eukaryota; Metazoa; Chordata; Actinopteri; Syngnathiformes; Syngnathidae. Gene Ontology annotation, molecular function: DNA-binding transcription factor activity, RNA polymerase II-specific; protein binding; RNA polymerase II cis-regulatory region sequence-specific DNA binding. Gene Ontology annotation, cellular component: nucleus. The transcript has a single exon. Gene Ontology annotation, biological process: regulation of transcription by RNA polymerase II. The record is from RefSeq and is a predicted model, not a curated record.
GUUUUCCUAGUCUUAACACAACAUGGUACCACACUGACAUUGUCAAACUCUAAAUUCAGAUUUGCCUGUUUUUACUGUAAAAACACAUUCAAAACUCUCCCCUCGAAAGGGAAUGCUGUAAUAUGGACUUUCCAGGUCACUUCCAGCACAUUUUUCAGCAGCUGAACGUCCAGCGGCUACAUGCUCAAAUGUGUGACUGUGUGGUGGAGGUAGGAGGCCACAAAUUCCAUGCACACCGGGCCAUACUGGCAGCAUGCAGCUCCCACUUCAAAGCUCUCAUCAGCUCCGGUGACGGCGCAGACAAUGCAAGCGGGAAAAGUGUUGCCAAAGUCAGAGGUCCCAGUUUGAUGGCGCUCGACCCAGAGGUGGUGACCCCCGAGGCCUUCUCUACACUGCUGGACAUGAUCUACACAUCCACUCUGUCGCUCAGAGCCUCCAACGUAAUGGAUGUGCUGCUGGCUGCCUCGCACCUCCACCUCAACUCCGUGGUCAAAGCCUGCAAGCUCCACCUGUCCAGAAAAAACUUCCCUGCCACAGCCCCAAAAGGGUGGCAGUCAGUCCAGCGCCGGGAGCAUCCAGCCUCUGUGGAGCUACUUGACGAGGAGGGUGUAGAGGUGAGCCAGUCCGGGGAAGAUUCCUUUGAGCAUAAGAGAAAAUCACAUGUGGACAGGCUGAAUGACAGAAAGAGGACCUGCAGAGCGCCAGGAGAUGAAGAAAGUUGUCCAAUCGUAACCCGAAGCACAGCCAACAGCGAGGAGCAAAGAAAGGAGCAGCUCUCUCCAGAUCGCUUAAAUACGGCGGUAAACAUCUGGGAGGGCCAAUUGGAUGAGGUGGAGGAAAAAUACGACAUAACCAUGAGUGACUCGGAAGAGAUUCAGCUGCCGAGUCAGUCAGACAGCAGCAUAGGCGGAGAGACUUCAGUCAAAGAUGAAGGCGAGCUCAAAGUGGAGACAGUGAGGAUAAAGAAAGAAAACAUGACCGCCUCAUCUCCUGACCUUUCUCCAUCGUCACCCUCAGAAGUAAACAAGGCAAACGGAGCUAUUGGCUGUUUCCAAUUCCAGUUAUGCUCAGAUCUUCCCGAAAAAGAGUGUGGAGAUGAGCGUGAGAGUGAGGGCACUGACAGCCUUUCUGAACUGGCCCUUUCCUGCUUCCUGAAUCCUGGUCAUGAUGGCGAGAUAGGAGACCUGGAAGAAGAAACGAGUCUCGCGAGUCUGACGACAGCUGCCACCAGUGAUGCGGCUGCAGGUGGUGCGGGUCCACUGUGUCAAAACUCAAACGCUUCAGAUUCAACUUUGGUUUUCCCGGUAACUUCUCUGCCUUUGCAACGUCUUCCCACUCAGGCUCCGGCUUUUAGCGACACACUCAUCCUACAGCCUCCAUGCAACUCCUUCACGACAUUCCCCGGCCUGGAGACUCAGAGGUCCUCGAAGGGACACGGGAGAUCAAGCGGAACGACUUUCCGUCGCAUCGCCCCCAAAGCGAUGCCAGUAUGCGAAGCCUCCGGAUCAGCCGGGCCCGAUAAAGCGCCUCUGACCAGAGCUUCCGAGGAAGUGAUGUCCAAGUGCAAGAAAGCAGCGUCUGAAGUCAACGUGCUUCUGGUGGAAGGUGACAAGAAGUAUGCCUGCAAAAUCUGCUGCAAGACGUUCAUGAGCUUGGCGGACUGUAAGAAGCAUAUUCGUGUCCACACGGGAGAAAAGCCUUAUCCUUGCCUCAAAUGUGGCAAACGCUUCAGCCAGUCAUCGCACUUGUACAAGCACUCCAAGAAUUGCGCCUGCUUGAACUGGAAGGACAAAAGUUCUUUCCAGGACACUCUGCAUGCUCUCUAGUGCGGUCAUUAUCCAACAUUUUUAGAAUUAUUUGAUCGAUAAAUUGGUUACAAUUUUAUUUGUGUUCAAAUGUAUUUAAACAAACAUUUUCCCCAACUGUUUAUGAACCUGUUAUUUCUGCAUAUUUGGUAUUUUGUGAUUAAAAAAACAAGUUAAAUAAUA